AUGAAGACUCCAAAUUCGCAAUCAGGUAAAGAUUUCAUGCCAACGGAUGAUGAGCUUCUUCAAACAUUCCUCUACAACAAAAUUAACAAUGAGCCAAUUCCAAAUUAUCUCAACAUUCUUGAAUAUGAUUUGUUCGGAACUGAAAAAUCUCCUUUGGAUAUAUGGAACGAGUUUGAAGCUUCGUACUCAUACGGUGGAAAAGAUUUAUAUUUUUUUACUACUCUAAAGAAGAAGUCUCCUACGAGCACGCGCUCGAUUCGCACUAUUGGCAACGGUAAUUGGGAAGGCGAAGACACCGGGAAAAAAAUAUUUGUCAAAGACACGGACCAACUCCUUGGUCUGAAAAAACGUUAUCGCUUUGAGAAGAGUAACACCCCUCAAGAUGGUGGAUGGAUUUUGCACGAAUAUAACCUCGACAAAUCUCUGAUUAACAAUACUUCGGCCAACAAUUAUGUACUAUGCAGAUUUAGAAGGAAUUUAAAAUCAGAAUCACAAAAUACACAAGCAAAAUUAAUUAUAGGUGAUCAAUCCAAUUCUCAUCUAAGAAAAAUUUCAAGAACAAAAAAUUGUUCUGCGCAACAGAGUAAAGAAAAGACUGUGAUUCCUAAAGACAGAGAACCUGUCAUUCCUAAACAAGAAGAAUCUUUCAUUCCUAAACAAGCCAAACCAAUUAUAUCGGACAAUAAAGUUUGGGUGAAAAAAUAUAUUAUUUAUGAAGACGCAAUAACUCAAUCAAAUGAUGAUCAAUUAAAUGAUGGUGGGAACAAAAGAAAAUAUGAGGAUGACAUAGAGUCUAUAUAUAAGGGAAAAAGAAGAAAAUGUAUAGGAAGUACAUUGCCAGAAGAGAAAAGAUUUGCUGAACCAAAGGCCUUCUUUGAAUAUGAGUACAAUAAACUAUUUUUUGGAGAAAAUGUUGAACAAUAUCCAAAAAGUAGAGUUGAUAGUGGAAAUAGCAAAACUGAGGUGUUUGGAAGGUCUAACCAAAGAGAGUGGAGCUUUAACAAAGAAGAUGAUAGUGAUAUCUUCCUAACAAAUAACAUUAUGUUAAAUUAA
Vicia villosa (hairy vetch) is the source of this 1053-nucleotide messenger RNA. Its product is annotated as NAC domain-containing protein 76-like. The record is from RefSeq and is a predicted model, not a curated record. Bases 1 to 1053 code for a protein of 350 amino acids. The transcript is spliced from 4 exons. Gene Ontology annotation, molecular function: DNA binding. NCBI's taxonomy places the organism in Eukaryota, Viridiplantae, Streptophyta, Magnoliopsida, Fabales, Fabaceae. Gene Ontology annotation, biological process: regulation of DNA-templated transcription.